AUGAAGGAUUUGGGGCAGUUGAGGUACUUUCUGGGUAUUGAAGUGAUGCAAUCUAAGGAAGGUAUUUUACUUAACCAGAGGAAAUACACACUACAACUUAUUGCAGAGACAGGUCUUAGUGGAGCUAAACCUACUAGUACACCUCUUGAGUUUAAUCAUAAGCUUACCAGUUUGGAGUUAGAUCAGCAUAUGGGACUUACUUCUAAUCCUGAACUAGAAGAUAUCACUAGUUAUCAAAAAUUAGUGGGAAAAUUGCUAUAUCUCACUAUCACGAGACCAGAUAUUUGUUUUAGAGCUCAAGCAGCCUGUCCCAACACUAGAAGAUCAGUAGCCGGAUAUGUUGUCAAAUUUGGAGAUUCAUUGAUCUCUUGGAAAUCUAAGAAGCAACAAACUGUAAGCAGGAGCUCAGCUGAAGCUGAGUAUAGAAGCAUGGCAGCAGUGUUUCAGAACUUGUGUGGCUUGCACGAUUAUUAA
Messenger RNA from Capsicum annuum, 474 nucleotides. RefSeq lists its product as uncharacterized. NCBI's taxonomy places the organism in Eukaryota, Viridiplantae, Streptophyta, Magnoliopsida, Solanales, Solanaceae. Bases 1 to 474 code for a protein of 157 amino acids. The record is from RefSeq and is a predicted model, not a curated record. The transcript is spliced from 2 exons.